AUGAAAGCCUUCGGAGGAGUUAGCGAAAUUCCAAUGUGUGCGGAUCGGCAAAAAAUGCGAAAUAGCCCUUUAACCGUACAUUUGACAGAUACGCCCGCACUGACUUUUUUGUAGAUCUUAUUGAGAUACAUGUGUGUGUCAAUUUUUGUGUCAUUUUGACAAAGCGUACAGGCGUGAAAGUCAAUAGUGUGAAUUUUCACCUUAGGGGGCGCUAUGGAGCCAUUUUGCAUUUUCUUGUUUGGGCGACUUCGGAAUAUCAAAUUUUUCACCAGGCCCGGUCGUCCUGCCAAAUUUCAUGAGUUUUCGCCAGUGGGAAGUGGGCCAUUUUCCAGUUCAAAGGGGAGGAAAAAGAAAAAAGAAACAAAGAAAAACCACUUGGGGAAUAAUAGGGCUCUCGCAGCUGCUUAGCAGCUACGCUCGGGCCCUAAAUAUCUACUCUUGCCAUCUUAUCGAUUAAUAGUAAUCAGUGUUUCGGUGUCGAACUAGUUCCUUUGUGCGGUGAGUGAUACAUGAGCACGCGCAGUCGAAUAUGCAGAAGGGUGAAGCCAUUUCUGUCACGUGGACCAAUACGUAGCGAGUCUCGUUUCCAUAGUUCACCCAGUAUUUUGGCUACAGCUGGUGGCUAGUGGAAAACGUCACAUAACCACCCAUAACUGCAGUAAAUUCGACAAAAGUACUACUAAAAACUGCCAUUUUUUUGCGCGUGUGGGAUAGGGGGGGCUAUUAGGUUUGCUUAGUUUAGGGGUUACAGAAGGUAUAAUCCGGGCCUGAGCAUAGUAUAGAUGUAAAGAGUAUUUACACGCAUAAAUUUAUACUCCAUUUCAACGUCAGGAUUCGGUUUUUUUAGACGUGAUUUAGACGUAAACAAUUAUACGUCCUUUCAACGUCUACAUAUAGACCGAAGUCACACAAUCAAUAUUAAUCAACAAUUCAAGAGUUGAUUAUUGAAAAUGAUAACUGGAGGUUGCAGAACUGAUUUCGAUUUAUGGGACUACUUUCAUCUUGGGAGCGUAGCCAGUGUUUUCGCCAUAUCCGGUUAAAACACUAAUACGAAACAAACAAAAACACACCCACCUUCAGAUCUUAAAGCCUGGGUCUCAUUGAGUAUUUCACAAGAAAAUUGGUCGCUGAAAUUUAAUGUAAGUAUUAGAUUUCAUGUGGUUUAUCAGUGUCGGUAACGCCGAUUGACUCUGUGACAAUAACACAGGAUCACAUGAGCCCUUUCACGUGCCUAUUCACGUGAUCCUCCGUGUAACCACUUAGAGUAAGGUCUAAUUCCGCCAAGAGCGAACUAGUCCGUGAUAACAGUUGUCGGUAUAACAGCAAUACUACGAAAUGAGCUACAAUAAAGUAUUUAGUAGCUCUGCAACAGCCCGGCUUUACACCUGUAUUGACAUUGUACCGUAAUCGGACUAAAACAUGUAAAAGGCUUCAAAUUCUGGACCGCACAACAUCCUACUGAAUCACUGCGCUUUGUUCACAUUCGCCCUCACUACCAUGCAAAACUCCUAUUUUGUUCGAACAAAACUGAAUAAUAUGCGUAAUUCUUCCUCUGCAUAUUGCAGGGCUUGUUGGUACAACUUCUGUUACAUAUUUAAGCUUUUUCUCAAACAUUAAUCAAUGAAAACAUCAGCUACAGCACUCAUUUUCAUGUGCAAAGUAGAGCCGCCGCCAUUUUGUUCAAUGUGCUUGUGCUAGGCGUCUCCUCGCUUAGCAACUGUAUCUAUGGAGGAGAGGGAGGGCUGGGUGGAGCCCGCCGAAUGGUGUUCUGUUAUUAUUGGCUCUGACUGUAACCUCAGUCGCAAGUCAUUAAAUCCAGCUUUUCGAUUGGUCGAGCUCCUCUUUAUUUUCCAGUAUUUUUGUCGCUCACUUCGUCUGACUGAUCUUUUGAGGAUAACAGACUACCUUCGACAGAGAGCGAGUUUUACGAGCAGAUCUGUUUUUGAAGAUUUUUUACACGCUUCACCGAUACACAUCUACAUAUACACAUCUUCCACUACAUCUUUCACAUUUAACAAACACACACACACACACACACACAACACACAAAUUCUCACGGUCAACCUCGGCUGAGUUUGACUGUCUUUUAUUCCACCUAUCCACGGAACGGCUGCUCAUCUCGUCUGUUACAACUUCAGUACGGUAAGUCAUGUGUUAUCAGCUUAUUUGUUGUGUUUUGCUGUUGUUGAGGGAGAAGUUUUGCUCAAACAUGCAGCUAAAAAAACUGUUGUGGCUAAGAUAGGCGUGCUGAGUUGUUUACACAGGGCCGCUAACAAAGUAGCUAGUGUGCUACUCUGUUAGCGGCCCUGUGUAAACACCAAGCUAGUUGUAACUUCGUUAUUCUGUGACUUCACUGCACUCUCGGAGAUCACAAUGUAGCAUUUUGUGGUGGUGGCGGAAGUGUAUUGUGUUGUUUCGCGUUCUUUGUCCGCAUCGCAGAGGGGCUAUUGUCUGAUUUUGCGGUCUGUGUCCACAUUGCAGUGCAAUUAUUGUCUUGUUUCGCUGUCUGCGUCGGCAUCGCAGAGGGGCUCUUGUCUGGUUUUGCGGUCCGUGUCUGUGUUUUUGGGUUUAUUUGUCGUAUUUUGCAUGCUAACCAAACUGUUGUGGCUAACUAGGCGUGCUGAUGUGAUGUUUACACAGCGACGCUAACAAAGUAGCUAGUGUGCAACACUGUUAGCGGCGCUGUGUAAACAGUAAGCUAGUUGUAACUUCGUUAUUCUGUGACUUCACUAAAUUCUUGGAAAUCAUAAUUUAGCAUUUGACGGCGGUGGUAGUCUAUUUUCUUGAUUCGCUUUCUGUGUCUGCAUCGCAGACGGGCUCUUUUCUGGUUUUGAAAUCUGUGUCGACAUUGCAAUGCAAUAUUUUUCUUGUUUUGCUGUCUGCGUCGGCAUCGCUGAGGGGCUAUUGUCUGGUUUUGCGAUCUGUGUCUGUGUUUUUAGGUUUAUUGUGGUGUUUUGCUGUUGUUGAGGGAGAACUUCUGCUUAAACAUGCAUGCUAACCAAACUGUUGUGGCUAACUAGGUGUGCUGAUUUGAUGUUUACACAGCGACGCUAACAAAGUAGCUAGUGUGCAACACUGUUAGCGGCGCUGUGUUAAGCCAGUUGUAACUUCGUUAUUCUGUGACUUCACUAAAUUCUUGGAAAUCAUAAUUUAGCAUUUGAGGGUGGUGGUAGUCUAUUUUCUUGAUUCGCGUUCUGUGUCUGCAUCGCAGACGGGCUCUUUUCUGGUUUUGAAAUCUGUGUCGACAUUGCAAUGCAAUAUUUUCUUGUUUCGCUGUCUGCGUCGGCAUCGCUGAGAGGCUAUUGUGUGGUUUUGCGAUCUGUGUCUGUGUUUUUAGGUUUAUUGUGGUGUUUUGCUGUUGUUGAGGGAGAACUUCUGCUUAAACAUGCAUGCUAACCAAACUGUUGUGGCUAACUAGGUGUGCUGAUUUGAUGUUUACACAGCGACGCUAACAAAGUAGCUAGUGUGCAACACUGUUAGCGGCGCUGUGUAAACAUUAAACCAGUUGUAACUUCGUUAUUCUGUGACUUCACUAAAUUCUUGGAAAUCAUAAUUUAGCAUUCGACGGUAGUGGUGGUAGUCUAUUUUCUUGAUUCGCGUUCUGUGUCUGCAUCGCAGACGGGCUCUUUUCUGCUUUUGAAAUCUGAAUCGACAUUGCAGUGCAAUUAUUUUCUUGUUUCGCUGUCUGCGUCGGCAUCGCAGAGGGGCUAUUGUCUGGUUUUGCGAUCUGUGUCUUUAGAUUUAUUGUGGUGUUUUGCCGUUGUUGAGGGAGAACUUCUGCUUAAACAUGCAUGCUAAACAAACUGCUGUGGCUAACAUAGGCGUGCUGAUUUGAUGUUUAAACAGCGACGCUAACAAAGUUGCUAGUGUGCAACACUGUUAGCGGCGCUUUGUAAACAGUAAGCUAGUUGUAACUUCGUCAUUCUGUGACUUCACUAAAUUCUUGGAAAUCAUAAUUUAGCAUUUGACGGUGGUGGUGGUAUUUCAUUUUCUUGAUUCGCGUUCUGUGUCUGCAUCGCAGACGGGCUCUUUUCUGGUUUAGCGGUGCAAUUACUUUCUUGUUUUGCUGUCUGCGUUGGCAUAGCAGAGGGGCUAUUGUCUGGUUUUGCGAUCUGUAUCUGUGUUUUUAGGAUUGUUGUGGUGUUUCGCUGUUGUUGAAGGAGAAUUUCUGCUUAAACAUGCAUGCUAUCAAAACUGUUGUGGCUAACACAGGGGUGCUGAUUUGUUGCUACACAGCGCCGCUAACAAAGUAGCUAGUGUGCAACACUGUUAGCGGCGCUGUGAAAACAGUAAGCUAGUUGUAACUUCGUUAUUCUGUGACUUCACUAAAUUCUUGGAAAUCAUAAUUUAGCAUUUGACGGUGGUGGUGGUAGUCUAUUCUCUUGAUUCGCGUUCUGUGUCUGCAUCGCAGACGGGCUCUUUUCAAGUUUUGAAAUCUGUGUCGACAUUGCAAUGCAAUAUUUUUCUUGAUUCGCAGACGGGCUAUUUUCUGGUUUUGCGGUGCAAUUAUUUUAUGUUUUGCUGUCUGCGUUGGCAUAGCAGACGGACUAUUUUCUGGUUUUGCGGUGCAAUUAUUUUAUGUUUUGCUGUCUGCGUUGGCAUAGCAGAGGGGCUAUUAUCUGGUUUUGCGAUCUGUAUCUGUGUUUUUAGGAUUAUUGUGGUGUUUCGCUGUUGUUGAAGGAGAAUUUCUGCUUAAACAUGCAUGCUAGGAAAACUGUUGUGGCUAACAUAGGCGUUCUGAUUUGAUGUCUACACAGCGUCGCUAACAAAGUAGCUAGUGUGCAACCAAAAUGGGUUAGCCUCACUGUUUAGUUAUUCUCUCUGUAUUUUUUGGUGCUUAUAUAACAUAACACACAUGUUUAAAUUUUGAUAUGAAGUUUUACAAAUAUAAUAGGUAUUAUAUGUAUUAUCUAUACUUUCAGAUGCCAAAAGUGA
This is a messenger RNA of Xyrichtys novacula (pearly razorfish), 4935 nucleotides long. NCBI's taxonomy places the organism in Eukaryota, Metazoa, Chordata, Actinopteri, Labriformes, Labridae. The record is from the annotation of a GenBank genome assembly.